AUGCCACCCUACCUAUCCCCCUUGCAUAUAGCGAGGCCUUCGUUACCGCCGAGCUGCGAACCGACCAACGCGUUCCUGUACCACCUCUCAGCCACAUUCCAUACAUGCAUACCUACGAAUCUCGCCCUUAUAUCGACGCUCCUUGGCACAUGCAGUAUCGUAUCGUGGCUAUUCGCACAAUUACCGCAGAUAUAUAAAAACCACAAGCUCAAGUCAACUUCGGGGUUGAGUGCCUUUUUCCUGACGGAAUGGCUCCUGGGUGAUUUGACAAAUCUGCUGGGGUGCCUGUUUACAGGGCAGGCAUCGUGGCAGAUCAUUAUUGCGGCAUACUAUGUUUUCGUAGACUGCUGCCUAUGCGGGCAGUGGGUGUGGUAUGAGAUGCUACACCACGGACGACCCCUACGC
This is a messenger RNA of Bipolaris oryzae ATCC 44560, 405 nucleotides long. RefSeq lists its product as uncharacterized. The record is from RefSeq and is a predicted model, not a curated record. The annotation marks the transcript as partial. NCBI's taxonomy places the organism in Eukaryota, Fungi, Ascomycota, Dothideomycetes, Pleosporales, Pleosporaceae. The transcript has a single exon.